AUGGGCGGGCCUUGCAAGAACCCUACCCUCGCCGCCCUCCAGAGCCGCAGCCGUUUCUGCGAGGGCUCCAUGAACGACCGCGCCUCGUUUGCGCCCCCUGUGCAGUUCCUCGGCCCCGACGCCCUCGCCGCCCUCGAGCAGCCCGUCCCUCUGCCCUGUCGCGGCGGCGACGAGCAGAAUCCCCCGCGCUGCCGCCCCAGCCACGACACGGGCAGCGGCGGCGGCGGCGGCGGCUUCUCGCAGACGUGGUCCCGCAAGACGGGCAGCCGGCUGUUUGGGCAGGUCUGGGAGGGCGUGCGCGGCAGGCUGCGUCUGCGCCGGGACGACGGCGAUGCGAAGAAGACGGCGACGACAAACACAACACCAGCCGCGGCCAUUUCGGCCGCGACGACGACAACGGCCGUGACGCAGACGAAUGCGGAGCACAUCAUCGCCAUCUACACGGACCCCGCCGAGCGAGACGGCCCGCCGGCCUCACGCACGCGCAGUCGACUCGCCGCGGAAACAGUGACAGCCGCCGCCACGCCCAUUAACAUUCCCCGCCCCUCCUCAUCCUCGGCUGCCACCACGGCCGCCGACUUUCAGUUCACCGGGUUCCAAUCCGCGCGGCCGUCGCGCGACGAGGUCCUCGCGAGCUACCAGCAGCUCAUGGCCGGAGGCUUCUUCCAAGCGCACGCCAUCCAGUCGAGUCGGCACGGCCUCGGACGGCCGACGGCGACGGUGGGCACCCGGCCGUCUACCUCACACGGCCCCCAACACCGGUCGCAGCCGCCGCCGCCGCCGCAGUGGCCGCUCGGCACGCCCCGUCAGGAACCGGUGCAGUCCCCCAAGAGCGUGUCCUCGCGCGGCACCAAGCGUGCGGCCGCGCCGGAUUCCGACUCGGACGAUGAGAGCAUGCCCGACGCCGACGACGCCGACGAGCAGCACGCUGGCGUCCACGACAAGGAGAACCAGGCCCCGGCGCACCCCAACACCGUCCACGACGACGGCAACAGGCAGCCCAAGAAGCGCCUCCGCCGCCUGGCCUCUGGAGAGAGCCUCUUUGUGCCCAAGACGCGCACCGUCUCGUCCUCGUCCCGGCGAAGCCUCUCCUCCUCUGUCCCGCCACCACCGACCAAGAAGCUCCAGAAACGCCGCCCCCAGCUGCAGCCGCGCCCCCGCCACGUUAGCGACGGUGGCGGGAGCGCGCGCGUGCUCCGUGGCCGCCCGGCUGAGGAGCACCGCUCCAUGCGCGUCGUGCCCGACGAGGGGCGCGGCAUCCCCAGCGUGCCUGUUAUUCCGGCGCGCUUCACGUACGGGGAGGAUCGGGAGAGCAAUGGUCCCUGGAGGGGCUUGAGAGUGCGUUGA
Messenger RNA from Cordyceps militaris CM01, 1347 nucleotides. RefSeq lists its product as uncharacterized. Lineage: Eukaryota; Fungi; Ascomycota; Sordariomycetes; Hypocreales; Cordycipitaceae. The transcript has a single exon. The record is from RefSeq and is a predicted model, not a curated record. The coding region runs from base 1 to 1347 and encodes 448 amino acids.